GUCAGCAGCGCCCGCCCCCGCCGCUGCAAUUCGCCGGGCGCGCGAGGCUAGUGGUUGUAGCUUCUCCGCGAGUCCGCCGAGCGGUAUCCACCGUCCCUCAGGUCGCGAGGCCCACGGCGUCACAGGCUCGGCGACAUGUCGAUGCUGGCUGAGCGUCGGCGGAAGCAGAAGUGGGCUGUGGAUCCAAGAAACACUGCGUGGAGUAAUGAUGACUCCAAGUUUGGCCAGAGGAUGCUAGAGAAGAUGGGGUGGUCUAAAGGAAAGGGUUUAGGGGCUCAGGAGCAAGGAGCCACAGAUCAUAUUAAAGUUCAAGUUAAAAAUAACCACCUGGGACUAGGAGCUACGAUCAAUAACGAAGACAACUGGAUUGCUCAUCAAGAUGAUUUUAACCAGCUUCUGGCUAAACUGAACACUUGCCAUGGGCAGGAAACAGCAGACUCCUCAGACAACAAGGAAAAGAAAUCUUUCAGCCUUGAAGAGAAGUCCAAAAUCUCCAAAAACCGUGUUCAUUAUAUGAAAUUCACAAAAGGGAAGGAUCUCUCAUCUCGGAGCCAAACAGAUCUUGACUGCAUUUUUGGGAAAAGACAGAAUAAGAAGACUCCCGAGGACCACCCCAGUCCCGAUGCUGCAGAGGGGACUGACGUCUCCCCCAUGACCACCAGUGCCUUCACCAUCCGCGAGUACUUUGCCAGGCGCAUGGCGGAGCGCAAGAGUAAGGCGCAGGGCACGGUCGUGGGGCCGGAGGCUUCAGAGACCCCAGUGGAAAGGAAAGCAGGGAAGAAGAGAAAGAAAGAGGCGAAAGAUAAAAAUGUGCAGAAUUGCACCCACCCCAAGGCCAAGAAGAAGGGAGACCAAGUUGAGUGGCAGCUGCGGGACCCACGUGGGGACGAGAAUGAUGGCGCUGCUUCUGAGGGUGGAGAGGGUGGCGUGGCGCCACUCGUUGACCGGGGCUCUCCCUCGAAGCCCAGAAACAGGAAGGAAGAGAAAAGGGGACGGGAGCAGGCUGAGACAGCAGAGGACAGUACGCUAGAUGAAACACCAGUGCAAAAGAAGAGGAAAAAGAAGAAAGCUUCCAAAUAAAGUCUCUGGAGCCAGGGCCUCCCGGCUCCUCAGCUGUCAGGGCGCUGCUGGGGCAAACUCCCUGGCCCGACGGCAGAGCCGGUUCACCCCGGGAGCCCUGCACAGCCUCUGACACGCCCGGCCCUGCCGCAUCUCGCCCUCAUGCUUUCCCGAAUCGGAUUCCCAGAACUUCUUAGUGUCCCAAAUCAUGGCUCUCAGAAACAAAUACAUUUCUUUCUUAGACGCUGAGUCCACCGUAUUUAUUCCCCUUCGUGUGAAUACAUCAUUAUGUGCACGCGCGCGUGUGUGUAGGUCUCUCGCAGUCUGUAUUUGCUCUUGAUUUCUUUCAGUAACAGUGAGCUGUGCUUCCUUCUGAAGGACUCGGUCUAAUUAAAGGAUUAAGAGGCAG
Messenger RNA from Kogia breviceps (pygmy sperm whale), 1468 nucleotides. It is a transcript of the gene PINX1, whose product is annotated as PIN2 (TERF1) interacting telomerase inhibitor 1. The record is from RefSeq and is a predicted model, not a curated record. Gene Ontology annotation, molecular function: telomerase inhibitor activity; nucleic acid binding. Gene Ontology annotation, cellular component: nucleolus. NCBI's taxonomy places the organism in Eukaryota, Metazoa, Chordata, Mammalia, Artiodactyla, Physeteridae.